Molecule: messenger RNA, 926 nt
Organism: Melanaphis sacchari
Lineage: Eukaryota; Metazoa; Arthropoda; Insecta; Hemiptera; Aphididae
Exons: 2
Coding region: 97-597 (166 amino acids)
Source: RefSeq, a predicted model, not a curated record
UCUUUGCUGGUUAAUAACAGUUCGCAAACAGCCAUACAGUUAAUUAUUAAGACCAGCAGUUCAGUAGUCUUUAAUUUCUCACACAACAAUAAUAAUAUGAUGUUCAACAAAUUUGCCGUAUUAGCCUUAUUGGCCGUCACUUUGCUGGCCGUUUCGGCUAUCGGACAUCCGACCGCAGAAACCGCGGCCGAAGAAACGACCGGAUCGACGGUGAAACCCGGUAUCCACGGUUGGCUGAAGAAAGUUCAAGCGAAAAUCGUCAAAUCUCACGACAACUGUACUCACGGCGGGGGCGUCAUUCAUUGGGUGAAGAACAAACUGGGGUUGGUGAAACCCACCACUACCACCGAGACACCGACGACCACCGCGGAAACCGAUUAUUCGGGUUACAUUCCGGUGACCUCGACGGUGAACGUACCCCAAGGAGAAACGGAAGAAGGAUACGGCGGCGAUGACAUCACGAUACUAGACGACACCGCGGCGGUAAUUCCCGAAAACGUUAACAGCAACGAAUCUGCCAGCGUAGACACGACAUCGUCAAUAACCGAAAACACUAGCUACCCAGAGGAUCCUUCCAUUGACGUCCGUAUGCAAUAAUUUUAAACGGACUGUCUGAUCGAUUACUGUAAUGAUUGUUUUGUAUCCGACGAACUUUGCUUGAAAAUAUUCAGAUUUGUAAUCGUCAUAUCGUAUACUUUUACAUUUUUAUACGAACAAAAAAUGUUCCACUGUAUUCUAUAAGGUAUUUUUUUUUUAAUUUUUUUUUUUUUUUUUUUAUAAUUAUUUUUUGACAAUUAUAACUAUUGACGAAUGUUUUGUACCGUGUAAACAUGUCGUUUAAGCAACUCACAAUGUUUAAGUAUAUGUGUCAGUAUAAUUUUUUACACAAAAAUAAUUAAUAUAUAUAUAUCGAUAAGUUUACGUAU